Ruditapes philippinarum (Manila clam) is the source of this 1891-nucleotide messenger RNA. RefSeq lists its product as uncharacterized. Gene Ontology annotation, molecular function: protein binding. Lineage: Eukaryota; Metazoa; Mollusca; Bivalvia; Venerida; Veneridae. The transcript has 3 exons. The record is from RefSeq and is a predicted model, not a curated record. The coding region runs from base 314 to 1891 and encodes 525 amino acids.
GUAGUAAUAACUAAAAUAAAUUUCAGUACUUACAACGACAUACUUAUUACCUAUGCAUUUUCAGAAAUUAAGUAUAAAUAUGAUCCUAAACAAAUUCAUAUAUAAGCUACUUUCUAGUGUUAAACCUGAUAGUUGAUAUAUAGGUCACACAUAUCUUGAUAAACUUGAUAAAUUGUGAAAACCGAUUUUCGAAAAAUGAUAGUCCCCACUUUCUAUAUGCAGUUACUAGGUUGUGUGUUGACUCAAUAAAACGUCCUUACGGAUUUUAAAGCACAUUUUAAAGAAAAGUUGUUACAACUUCAACAACCACGAUAUGGAAGGUUUUGUUAACGACCACAAGAAAGACGCUUUGUCUCAGGCCUGGCAAGUGGACAAGGACCUUAAAGCUUGUUUGAAAGAAUUGUAUGAUAAAAAGCUGUGGACAGAUGUCAAAAUUCACUGCAAAGAUCACAUCGACGGUGAAUGUAUUCUUGCACAUAAAGUUGUUCUAGCAGCAAGAAGUCCCGUAUUUCAAUCAAUGUUCUUCGGUACCUGUGCUGAUGGCAAAGAUGAAAUCUACCUGGACCAAGUAGAUGCAAACAUAUUCAAUCUAUUUUUAAGGUAUCUUUACAGUGAUGAUCUGACUUUGAGUGAAGAAAAUGCGUCGUCAGUGCUGGAAAUAGCACACUUUUAUCAGGUAUUAAACUUAGUAGAUGUGUGUGCUGAUUUUUUAGCUACCAUUAUAACGGCCAAGAAUGCUUUUGAAGUAUUAAAUGUAGCAACAUUUUAUGAAUUAACAACCCUGCGCAAUGCAUGUUAUGCAUUCAUUGACACCCAUGCAGACGAAAUCCUCCAAUCCGAAGCGUUUUUACAGCUUUCAGCAGAUCGUCUACAUUACAUUUUAAAGGGGGACACUUUUUAUACCGAUGAAAAAAUUAUUUUCACGAAAGUCAUACAGUGGGCGAAAAGAAAAUUAUUUGAGGAAGGCAAACAGGAAUGCACAGGAGCAGAAAUAAGAUCAAUUUUGGGUGCAACGUUCUACUUGUUAAGAUUACCAACAAUGGACUAUGAGACAUUAAUGGAAUGCAUCAGAAAGAAGGGAUAUUUAUCUAUAGACGAAUAUGAGGAAAUAAUUGAUUUUAUCAAUGGAAUUCCUUUAACAUCAGUGAAAAGCAACUCAUGUGUAAAAAGGAUACCGAGAGAAGAUACUUUAAUUCUGUCAACCAUGGAUGGAACAUAUUCUAUCGGAAACAGUGUGUCAACUUCAUUUGAAAUGUCGGUGUCACGUGAUGUUAUUCUCACCAAAUUUGUUCUUUCAAAAAUAUCCAACAUAUUUCAAUACGACCAUCAGCUUUUUUCAGCAGAAAAUAGUAGAAAAAUUCCUAUUACGCACCCAAGUAUAAAUAGUUUCUUUAAAGAAUAUGAAGGUAAUGCACUUGUAUUAACAUAUCCAAAUCAAAAACAAGUGCACACUCUUCAGAAAGUGGGUUCUAAAAUACUCUCUGUGGAACUUGAAAUACCCAUAUAUGUACAUUUCACAAUAAAAGGUAAAAAAAGGCAGGAAUUGAAAAAAGCAGAAGACAUCAAGUCAGAAAAGUCCCAAUUUAAUCCUGUCGAUAAUACAGAUGAACUUGGCAAAGGCAAAUUACACGGUCUUGGUAUACCAAGUUUGAAUGUUAAUACUAAUGACAGCAUUAAAGAUAGUGGAACGGAGAAGAAAGAUAGUGGAGCAGGGAGUGAAGAUAGUGGAGAUAAGGACAAAUUGUUAUAUGAACAAAGAUUACAUGUGUUUGCCAGAAGACAUUUCUCAAAGUACCAUUCAUUUUUAAACAAGGCCAUUCCAAAAUUAUCAAAACUGCCCAUCACGUACAAAUUGGGAAAUUUGGGUUUAAAUUUUAUUUUCGAAAAUUAG